Sclerotinia trifoliorum is the source of this 2503-nucleotide messenger RNA. NCBI's taxonomy places the organism in Eukaryota, Fungi, Ascomycota, Leotiomycetes, Helotiales, Sclerotiniaceae. The record is from the annotation of a GenBank genome assembly.
AUUAUUUCAAUACAAGAACUUCAAAUAAUUGACAAUCACCUCCCGAUAUAUCAUAUCUCUCGAUUUCGGGAAAUAAAAACGCUAAACCGAAACUUGACCUAAUUUCGAACAUUGCUCCUUCAGAAUCAUUAGAAAAAUUUGGUGCUCGGUUUCUACUUCGUUCAAGCAAGUCGUUCAUGAACUUUUUUGACCUCUAAUCAAUCUUUUCGGUAGCAUCAAACAUUGAACUGGCUCUUACCCUCUACUUCUAGGGUUGCUCUCUGUUUUCAUAGUAAAGUUGAGCCGGAGAUGAGGUUUUUUCCUCUACCGCUGACAAGAAAUACUAGUCAGAGAAUAUGGAAAAACAAUGUUUGUUCCAUUUGUAGGAGACAUGCCUCUACCGAAGCAAAUGAGUAUCCUCUGUCCGUGGCCUCGACCAAACUUCGUGCUGCCGGCCCGGUCAGAACCCGUUUUGCGCCUUCUCCAACCGGUAAUUUGCAUCUAGGAUCCCUAAGAACGGCACUCUUCAAUUUCUUGCUUGCCAAGGCUACUGGUGGUCAGUUUCUUUUACGGAUUGAAGACACGGAUACGGUAAUAUAUUCAGUCUUUUGCCAACGGGAUCAUACUAAAUAAAGAAGGAUAGAACUAUUCCCGGGGCUGAAGAACGCUUGUAUAGAGAUCUGGAAUGGGCUGGUAUUCAAUGGGAUGAAGGUAUAUUAGCUCGACAAUAAAUUAGUUAAACAGGGUGUGCUAAAAGCUUUCAGGACCAAAGGUUGGUGGACCAUUUACUCCAUACAGGCAAGUAUGUCAAUUUCUUCUCUUCUCAAAGCAUCUACUGUUAUAUUGAUUGGUCUUCGACAGUCGGAACGAAGAGCAAUGUAUUGGGAACAUGCUCAAACACUGGUUGAAGCAGAUUUAGGCUACAGAUGCUUUUGCUCCUCUCAAAGAUUGCAUGAGUUACGCGUUUAUCAGAGCAGAAAGGGUCUUCCACAAGCCUACGAUGGUACCUGCAGGCAUAUUCCGAAGGAUCAAUCUGACGAGAUGGCAUCGAGAGGAAAGUCUCACGUGAUCAGAAUGAAGGUUCCCCAGCAGUGGCCAGGCUUUCAGGAUGAGGUGUAUGGUCAGAUUAGGUCAAAGUUGACCCGGGACCCCCGAUCAGAAUAUAAGGAAUUCCAGGACCCUAUAAUGGUAAAAUCAGAUGGAUUUCCAACCUACCACCUGGCAAACGUUGUGGAUGAUCAUUUCAUGAAGAUUACACAUGUUGUUCGAGGAUCGGUAUGUACUUUCCAUCUUCCAAACAGAUGUGAGCUAAUUCUGGCUCAAGGAAUGGAUCCCUUCAACGCAUAUGCAUGUUGCUAUGUAUCAAGCAUUUGGAUGGAAGCCGCCUACCUUUGCACAUGUUGGUCUUCUCUUAGACAAAGAUAGAAAGAAGCUCAGCAAACGAGAUGGUGCCAUAGAUAUAGCAACCUAUCGAGACGCAGGGUAUUUUCCUGAGACCAUAACCAACUUUGUUGCUCUUCUUGGAUGGUCUCAUGAUCGAUCAUACGACAUAAUGAGUAUGCAGGAACUUGUAGACAAUGUAUGUCUUUCAUCUUCUUCAUGUGUAACGAACAAUGCACUGAUUUUAAUACAGGCGAGCAUGAAAUACACUCGAGGUGACUCUGUCGUAACCAUGGCAAAACUCAACUUCAUGCAAAGAAAACACGCCGCAAGAUAUAAGGAAUUACGACAAUCAAAUGAACCUAUUCCGCCUUCUCAAGAUCUCUUAGAAUUAGCUGCAAAGCCCGUCCUCCAGCGUAUGAGAAGUCUUCCGGAGUACGAAGAACUAAUCUUCUACAACUGUGAAAAUACGGAUGUCGCAAAAGAGAACUAUAUCCUUUCCAUAAUUUGUGCCGGGAUCCAAAACUACAACCUCCCUGAUACCUUCUACGCAACUCACAAAUACUUCUUCACAGCCCCCACACCCCUGGAACUCGAAUCCAGAACCCCACCCCACAAACUCCACGACGCCCCGCAAGAAGUAAUCCAUCCCAUCCCCGACGACUUCUCCACCUCCUUCGAGGGCUUCUCCUCCAUCGCCGCCGAAAACUGGAAUGCAGCCGAACUAAAAGGUUUCACAAAUCUCAUCAUCGAUCAAGGAACCAUGAUGAGCACGGCAGAAUUCACCGCUACUAAAGUGUAUAGUGAGGAUGCACAGAAGGUAAUAAGGAAGAGUUGGACAAAACUUGUCCAUUCAUAUAUUAGGUGGGCGAUUGCGGGUGGACAAAGUGGACCGGAUGGAUCGGAUAUUAUGGCGAUUCUGGGCAGGGAGGAGUCACUUAGUAGGCUGAGGGUCGCGAAGGAGAUUAUGGAUGAAUAUAUCAAAUCUCAUGCCGAAGCAUUAGGAGCCUCGACUGCAGAGUAGUGAGUGUGGUUGAUGCAUGGUCAUCUAUGAUCCCUGGUAGGCUGUUAAAACGAUGAACAAUUGCGAGUACUCGAAUAGUUAUGGUCACGAGAUGAUAGGUUUCCAGUCACUGGCUGGGAU